CCUGGCACAAACUCGCUCCGGGAGCGGUCUGGGGGGCUAUCGGCAGCCGGAGCGAUAACUGUCGGCAUUGGCGGCGACCACGUGGCCAAGUGGUCCAGGACCUGCUUGCGCCAGGACUUCGUCUUCACUUGUGCCGAUCAGGCUUGGUGGAGGCGACGUGGACGCCGGGCCGCCAGCGAAGCGGCGGGUGGUCUGCCUGACGCUCGGCCCGCGCGUCGAGAGGCAGCGCAGCUGGACCCUGAGCCCGAAGGACGGCAGCGCCUUGUGACGAGCUGCCCGUCCCGCGUGCGCCGCGGGGGGGGCCCUCCCGAGGGGGCAGCGCACGGUCGCCCGCCGACGGGGGGCGGGCGUCAGAAGGUUGGCGCGGACCUCUCGAACAUGGAUCUGGUUCGAGAGGGAAUCGCAGCGAAUGUAGUCAGAGUGCUGGGGUAGCCCGGUCAUUCAUUGUCCCUGGCUGCAUGGCUGAAGUGGGACACCGAGGCUCGG
Messenger RNA from Prorocentrum cordatum, 486 nucleotides. Lineage: Eukaryota; Dinophyceae; Prorocentrales; Prorocentraceae. The record is from the annotation of a GenBank genome assembly.